Helicoverpa armigera (cotton bollworm) is the source of this 6983-nucleotide messenger RNA. RefSeq names its product thyroid receptor-interacting protein 11. The coding region runs from base 161 to 4702 and encodes 1513 amino acids. The transcript has 9 exons. The record is from RefSeq and is a predicted model, not a curated record. NCBI's taxonomy places the organism in Eukaryota, Metazoa, Arthropoda, Insecta, Lepidoptera, Noctuidae. Gene Ontology annotation, cellular component: Golgi apparatus. Gene Ontology annotation, molecular function: small GTPase binding. Gene Ontology annotation, biological process: Golgi organization; endoplasmic reticulum to Golgi vesicle-mediated transport.
ACGUCACUUUAUGUCAAAUGGCGACUUGUUUUGCCAACUGGACAAAAUCCUGUCACUUGUAAAAAUAAUGCAAUUUUCUUAUUGUUUACAUCGCUUAUUACUAUUUUUUUCCGUUUCAAUACUUUAGUGUGAUAUGUGACGCUAGAAAUUCACGUUAAAAAUGUCGUGGCUUAACUUGAACAACAGUUUAAACAGUCUUAAAGGCCAGUUAACAAAUUUCGCAUCUGAAGUGUUAUCUGAGAGUCCUGCACAGGAUAUUGCUGAUGAAAGUUUACAAGAAGACUCUUCUGUUAAAGAACUAGAGGAGAAAUGUCGAAACCAAGAGCUCGAGAUUGCAUCUCUAAAGAAGUCUGUAGAACAGUUGCAGUCUUCUUUGCAGUCUGAGAAGCUCAGUAGAAAAAAUGGCGUCAAGGAAGAAGAGUCCAGUUGGUACUGGGACCCGCCGCCCCAAACGUCGAAAAUAUCAGAGCAUGACCACGAAAGGAACUACAGAAAGCAGUUACGAGAGUCGCAAGAUGAUAACCUGAGGGAAAGAGAUACCAUUGACCUCAGACCUGACAAUGAAGUCGAAAGACUGAGAGAAGAAAACAGAAAGCUCACGUCAAACUUAGAAGAUCUAGACAGCCAACAUCAACAGGCGAUGGAAAAACUUCUCACAUUGAAAAGAGAGCUGCAGUCUAAUUUCGAAGUUUUGAAACAAGAGCAUGAAGAUCUCAAAACUACAAAUGAGGAAUAUGCAGCCCAAAAUAAGAAGUUAUUAGCGACUAUUGACGAUCGGGAAAAAGAGUUGGAUAGUGCUAAGGCAAUUAAGGCUGAUUACGAUACCUUGCAACAUAAGUAUCAGAAUCUAGAGAGAAUACAUGGUCUGCUCAGGGAGAACGCUGAAAAGUUCCAGGAAGAAAAUCAAGAAUUACACGAGGAAGUAUUUAAGCUCCAAGAACAGGUAACAAAGUUAGAGCAUGAAAUAGAAGUAGCUAACAAGCGUUUAGAUGUAUCAGAUAUGGUCCCAAGAGAAACUUAUGAAGAGCUUCUGAAAGAAAUUAAUGAAUUGAAGGAUAGGAGAAAUUCUAAUCAAAUCCAUUUAGAUGAAAUCAAUAUAGAUGAUAAUGCUAAAGGUGUGAUUGAGACUCUCAAACGAGAUAUUAGUGAACUGAAACAUAAACUAGCUCAAAAAGAAAGUAGCUGUCAAGAAACUGUAGACAAUAAAACAAUAAAACCUGAAAAGAUCAUGCAAUUAUACAACAAAUAUGUAAACUUUGAACUUCCUAUUGAUUAUGUUGGCGAAAUACCAUCAGCUGGUGAUAAUAUAGUACUCUUCAAAUUAGAAAGUGCUUUCAAAACUUUACAUUCAUUUAAAAAAGAAAUAGAUGUUUUAGAACAUCAGUUGUCAGAGCAAAAAUUAAAUUCCAAUCAUCUUCAAACGCAAAUAGAUGAUAUAACCACAGAAAACGAUUUCCUAACUACUGAUAUACAACAUCUUGAGAGAGAACUGAAUGAGAUGAAGAAAAACAAUGAUUUCCUUAUCUCUGAGAUUGCAAAUCUAAAGAAUACGUCCAAGUUAGAACCCAUAAUAGAAACUCAUGAAGAUAACUUAGCAAAAUUAGAGACGGAACUUGCUGAUACUAACAAACUGAAUAAAAUCUUUGAGGCAGAAAUCCAAAGGAUACUCAGGGAACUUGAUGAAGUAAGAACCGAAAAAACUAAGCUUCGUGAUUCUAUGCAUGAGUUGAAACAGAAAUAUACGACCAUGAUGGAUGAGUUCGAGAUGUUCAAAAAUCAGAGCAACGCAGUGGCAGAAUUAGAAAUGACCGUCAAUAAUAAGGAUCACGAAAAUAUUAAAAAGUCAGUAGAUGAAAUAGAUGACCUUAAAAAACGUCUAAACGCCUCAAAUGCUAAGAACGAGCAGCUUUCCAUAGAUAUACAUAUUUUAGAAAAUGAUAAAGUUUUACUAACAAAGAAAGUAGAUGAUCUUAAAGUCGCUUUAGAUGAGAAGUCUUAUGCUCAUAAGGAAUUAGAAACAUUAAAAGCUACAUUGGAUCAUAAACUGCAUGACUUUGAAACUAAACUUGAUGACGUGAUAAAACACAAACAAGAAGUAGAGAGCGACAAACAUAGUUUGCAAGAAAAAGUUGCGCAUUUGGAAAACCAACUUACUAAUGCUAGUACAUCUGGUGAGGAGAAAUUAGCACAUAUGUCUACAGAGAAAAGUAUUUUAGCUGAAAAGUUACAACAAGUUUCUAAAGAAAACGAGACUCUUGCAGAAUCUAUUGAUGUAUUAAAAAAAGCAAUCGCUGAAUUACAGCAAAAAGAGCGAGAGCUUUUGACAGAGAACACAAAUCUGAAAAGAGAUAUUAUAUCUGGAAAAGAGUCCAAAGUUCAUGAAGAAACCAGCAAUGGCCAAAGAACUGAAACUAUUCAUCAGGAUAUUCUGAGUCUCAAGGAAGAAAAUAAAAAACUUCACGAAAGGAAGAUGGCACUUGAAGCUGAGCUGUCUGCAACUGAUAGUAAAAUUGUUCACUUGGAAGAUGAAUUCGAUAAAUUGAUAGGAGAUCUCGGCGAAAAAGAUUCCCUGAUUGACGGCCUUAAUAGUACUGUGCAGCAAAAUAAAAUUACAAUAGAUACAUUGAAUGCAAGUGUAGCUGAUUUGGAAAAGAGUGCAGCUACUAAAAAUGAAGAAAUACUACGCCUAAGGCAUUCAGUAGAACAACUUACACUGAACCUUAGCGACACAAGUUUAAUGGCUAAUCGAGACCAAGAGGAAUUCAAUAGGCUGCACGAUGAAAAAGAUGAAUUGCAUAAACAGAUUUUCUCAUUGAAUGAUGAAAUCAAUUUGAAGAAUAAUAAAAUAUCAACUCUCACGUGGCGUCUAGAAGAAUAUGAGAAAUUCUGCGAAGAAUACAAAGCAAAAAUAAGUGUGAUGGAAAAAGAAGCAAAAGAACUGACUCAACAAAUUCUUGAGUUGAAAGGAAAUGAAGCGACGUUAGAAAACAUAACACAUAAUGAGCAUUACAUCAAACUAUUACAACAGAAGGAAAGCAUCGAGACUGAGGUAGCUCACCUUCAAAGUGCUUUAACGGCUAAAGAGAAGGAAAUAGAAGAAGCGAAAUUUAACUACGCACAAUUAGAAAAAAUGGCAGCAGAAUACAAAUCAAUUAUAGACAGCACGCUUGCCGAAAAAACUGAACUAAUUAACUUAAUCAACCUAAAACACAAUGAAAGCAUACAGUAUCAUAAUGAGAUUCAGAGGCUAAACCAUGUGAUUUUAGAACAGACAAGUGAAUUUAAGAAGGCCAUAGAAGAAAAAGAUCGUUUAGUACAAAAUUCGGGUAAUUGUACAAAUUGUGAGAAUUUAAGGGUAACGCUUAAAGAGAAGGAUGGAAUUAUAAUAUCUUUGAAUCAGGUUAAAACUGAUUAUGAUAAAGUCAUGGCUGAUCUGUUGACGGCGAACGAAACAGUCAAGAAUUUGUCAGAGAAGUGUGACAAAUUAGAGAAGAAUUUGGCAGUGCAGUUAGAGACUGCCAGGAAAUUAUCGGCAGAAAAAUCACAGUUGUCGGAACAAGAACAGAACUCGGUGAAAGAACUAGAACGCCUACGGCGCCACCUGGUGGAGACUGAGGACAACUACACCCAGGAGUUGAUGGUCUCCGAGCAGAAGCUGACGGAGUGCCAGGCCAGGUUACACCAGGUGGAGGAACGGGCUAAACAGAAUAGUACUGUUUAUACUAGCAAUAGCAUCCGAGCGAACCAAGAGGUAGAAACGUACCGCAACCAGAUCAAACUCCUGGAGAAGCAACGCGAGGACGUGCAGGCGCGGCUGGGUGACGCUGAAGACGCGCGGUCCAGGAGUGAGGCGGCACUCACUAAUCUGCAGGUCGUGUUGGAGCAGUUCCAGUUAGAAAAAGAAAGAGAAAUCCACACAGCCACAGAGAAGAUCAGAAACAAACUAGAAGAAGUAAGACGAGAGAACAUAGGUCUUCAAGCGGAGAUCUCCCGGCUGAACCUCAAGCUCGAAGAGGCGUUAGCUGGUCUCCAAGCCGCCUCCAGACUUGGAGAUCAGGUGGAAACCAAGAGAGCUGAAAUCAAUGAUUUGAAGGAACAAGUCCGGACACUCCAGACAUCGGUAGCUGCAGCCGAGGAGCGCUACUACAACGCCAUCUCCAACCAGCAGGAUAAAGUGGAUAAGAAUCUGGUGAAGAACUUAGUGAUCAACUACGUCAUGACUGCUGGCGGUAACAGUACUAACAAAACACAAGUCCUCCGCGUCCUCUCAACAGUCCUCGACUUCAAUCAAAGCGAGUGCGAGCGUCUCGGCCUCGCCCGCUCGUCCGCCGCCCCCGACAGCCUCGCGGCCGAGUUCGUCAAGUUCUUACAGAACGAGUCCAAGCCCAGGGCUCAGCUGCCGAACAUGAUGACGCUAGCUCAGAGCACUGGGAGUAGGAGCAAUACGCCUAGUUCGAGGAAGAAUUCUGCUAUAGGCCCGCCCCCAAUAGCUGCCAUACCGAAAUCAACCCACAGUCGCAACCCCUCAACCAGUUCAAGCAACCUUCUAUUCCAAAACAUAGACUCUAUAGAGACCGCCUCCCAGCUCUCGCGAGAGUCCGACCGAGAGCCGAGAGUCCUGACACAAAGUCUCGACACCGGUGUCAACCAAACUAGGAACACGGAGGGCGCUAUACUGAAAUCUGUACUGAAAGAUAUGUGAUUUUAAUAAAUACGUUUUGUAAGAUUAACCCGAACGUUGAUUAGUGUAAAUGUUGCUUUUGAAACUUUAUUUGAAGUCUAAAAUAUGUCAUUCAAAUAUCUACUUUAUUACUUUUAAUUAAGUUUGAAAAUUGCAUAAUAACUGUUGACAUGUUACUUUCAGGCGUUGAAAAUGUCAUAUUUUGGACUUCUUUAAAGUUUUCUCUUCAGUAUAAAGGUUGAAUAUUUUGAGCAAUAAGAAUGAAUGAUUUUGAAUUCCAUACAAUAUACUCAUUCAUUUAUUUAUUGUUUUAAUUCCGUCUAAAUUCAUCAAUUGAUAGCAUUUUUAUUUUAAUCUGUGUAAUAUAUUCUUUAGUUGAAUAUUUUGUUAUUUUCAAUGCUCAUAAAAUAAACGGAUCUGUCACUAGAAUCUGGCAAUUUCGGAAAUACGAAAAAUCCGCGUUAAAAAUUCAUUUCAGAUUCUGUUUUUGAUAACUUAUAUAUACGUCAAAGCAACUUUAUUUAAGUUGUUAAAUAACUGCCAAUAUUAUUGAAAACAAUAUACCGUACAACACACAUUUAUAUUAAGAAAAUUAAAAUAAAUAAUGUUUUUAGGCAGUCAGAAGUAAUUCUCAAAGAAUUUUCAAUUUUUGCAAGGAGACAUUACAAUUUUUCUAUAAUAAUUAUAGUAUUGUAUCCUAACCCAUGUUUGAUUAUGAAUUAUCAAUUUCCAAAAAUAUCCAACAGUCAGAACUUUUAAAGUCAAAGACGCCAUUUUACAAGAAUUAUUCCUUCUAUCCCCUAAUAUUGAAUUCCAUUACUAACCAAAACCCAAUGUCCAAUUCUUGCUAAAAUAUUUUUUAGAUAUUUUAGGAAUUGAUUAUUUGUGAUCGUAACAUGAAAUCUAUAGGUAUUUCUCACGGUGUCACUUCAUCUUCUGGCUAGCCUUUUCCCAACUAUGUUGGGAUCAGCUUCCAGUCUAAACGGAUGCAGCUGAGUACCACUGUGCCUCAAGGAGCGACUGCCUAUCUGACGCCCUCAACCCAGUUACGUGAAAGUUACAGUAGUCUCUUGCAUAGUAAAAAUAAAAAGAUACAUAUGUACCUGCCGCUUCGAUUAUUUAAAAUUGUACAAUUCUGACUGUCUUUACCAUUAUAUAUUUUAAUUGAAUUAAUAACUUCACAAACGCAUUAUAAUAAGCAUUUAUGUAUUUGUGUAUAAAAUGUUCAAACGUCAUCCAUUUUUUGUUUUUCAUUAAAUUUCAGUAGUUUUUAGUGAUUGUAUAGUUAUUUUGGUGCCUUAAAUAUCUUUUAGCUGGCUGCCUCGGAAGGGAAGAUGGACCUACCUUAUUUCUAGUGAAGUAUCUAAUUUCUAACAUGUUUUGGAGAAUUUUGAACCGAAUGUCAAUGUGAUAAGGAUCAAUUUUGCAGUUUUAUUCUCUGUAUAACUUUCAGACUUGUCUUAAAACAGUGUUUUGACAGUUGCCAGAAAAAUAACAGAUUUCUUAUUAAAUUGACGUAGAUUUUAGAAAAUUAACAUCUAAAGCAUUUUAUGACUUCUUUGGCGUUAUGAAAUGACAGAAGUGUACUCGAUAAAUUCAAUCAAUCGAUUUUGUCGUACGCUUUAGUUAAUCACUACUUUCAUCGAACUUUGACAUCCCUAUUUUUUGUAACUAUUCGUACGAUUUAAUCAAUUGAUAUUAAGACUGUUAUACUUUAUUUCCAUCAUUUUUUAAUGUCGAGUAAAUUUUUUUUCGAUAUGAAGUCUGUUUUCUAUGGUUUCGUUAAAAAUGGUAUGUUUUCCCAUCCAGUCCAUCCGUCACACAGCUGAUAAUCUUAUUAAUUAAGUUGUAUAGAAUUGUACAUUGUGUAAUUAUAAACGUUAUUAUAUUAUUUGUAUUCAGUUCAAUCCGUAUUGUGAUCUAAAUGAUUUUCAGCAAAUUAUUCGUAUUACGUAUCUACUUUAUAGUUUUUAAAGUCGGAUACAAAAAUAUUGGUAGUGAUUUCAAUGAAGUAUUGUAUUUAAUUUUAAUUAUUGAUGAAAUAUUAAUCAAUUUGUCCAUUGAAUUUAUUUUACAUGAAAUAUGACAUUUAAAAUAUAUCAAAAGCAAUAAAAAUAUAGCAAUAUUAUAAUUUCUCCUGUAUUUUUGUAUGUGACUAAUUAGCGAUACAAUUUGUAAAUUUUAAUUUGUGAAUAUUAUUAAAUACUUUAAUAUAUAAUUAUCUGUUAGUCACACCGCAGUCGGUAGCUGCCAAUAUUGUAUUCCUUACAUAAUGAGGUAAUAAAUGAAUGAUUGAAAUAUA